Phodopus roborovskii (desert hamster) is the source of this 420-nucleotide messenger RNA. RefSeq names its product major allergen I polypeptide chain 1. The record is from RefSeq and is a predicted model, not a curated record. Gene Ontology annotation, cellular component: extracellular region. The transcript has 3 exons. Gene Ontology annotation, molecular function: steroid binding. The coding region runs from base 1 to 420 and encodes 139 amino acids. Lineage: Eukaryota; Metazoa; Chordata; Mammalia; Rodentia; Cricetidae.
AUGAAGCUCACUGGUGCUCUCGUGUUGCUUGGGGCUGCCCUGCUCCUCAUCUCAGGGGCAGAUUGUGAGAUUUGCCCAGCUAUAAAGGAAGACAUUGACUUGCUUCUUGGCUCCUCUGUGGAUAAAUAUGUUAGCUUCGUGGAACAAUACAGGAAUACCCCUGACAUAUUGAAAAAUGCUGAAAACCUGAAGAAAUGUGUUGAUAGCAAGUUGACAGAGGAAGACAAGGAGAAUGUGCGCAGUUUGCUGAAAGAAGCCUCUCCCAACUGCGGGUAUCAGGGGGAUGGGGCAGGGAGGGACGUUCUGCGGCCUGAGCUAGGCCUGGCUCUUCAGCUCAGCCCAGCCAGACUAGACCCUGCAGGAUCCCUGCCCCUGCAAUACCACUUGGCGUCCAUCAGCCUGUCUGGCCCAGCCUUCUGA